AUGGGCAGCGGGUACUACCUAUACAACACCUGGCCCGUCUUUUACAACCGCUACACCACCUUCCUCGGUGGGCCGUGCUACGGAUACUCGCUUUUCCCUUACCGCUUUAUGUACAAUGGCUUUUUUGUCAAAGCCAGCGACGGUGCUCAAAGUGUCAGCAGACGUGCCAUCAGCCUUGAUGCCGAGCAGCUUUUCCGACGAGAUACCGGACAUUCAGUUACUUGUUCUACCCAUGGCGAAGCUCCUAAGACUUUUUUGGUUAAGGAUUGUCUCGAUGCUGUCCAUCAAUUGGUCGAAAAGAAAAUCUCGACAGCAAGUCAUGGGACUUGCAAGCUCGCACUCGCUAACGGUAAAGAGAAAGUGGCUCCAGGUCUCAUCCCUGCGAAGGACCUCGAGAAAGGCGUUCAUGGCAUCUUAAAGGCUUGUGCUACUCCAGCUACUGCCGAAAAGGAAACAGCUGAAGGCAAAUCUUCUCCUAAAGACGACGACAAGCAAAUUGUCAUGCUCCUCACUAGUGCAUGA
Molecule: messenger RNA, 522 nt
Organism: Puccinia triticina
Lineage: Eukaryota; Fungi; Basidiomycota; Pucciniomycetes; Pucciniales; Pucciniaceae
Exons: 5
Coding region: 1-522 (173 amino acids)
Source: RefSeq, a predicted model, not a curated record